GUACAACCACUUUAAACGCCUCAAACAAGGGAUGAACACCGUCGGCUCCGAUAGUCCUGACGUUCAAUAUGUCAAAAUACUAAACGCCAUUURAAGCCCUAAGCCACAGGAUUCUAAACUAGGUCGUCUUAUCAGCUCUGAAAUCAAUACAAGUGGGGUGUUCGAUCCAGUGUUGAAUACGUCACCAAGGGUACGAUAACAUAGAGGCAACCAAACCCUUGUGGUGUCAAAAGAGUGUUGAUUUGUCACAAGUGAAGACCUUUCGUUCACCAGCUACUUGUAAUAAAAGGCAGGCAGUCACUCGUCAAGCUUCGGCUAUCGCUAUCACGUGUAGAGAGACUGUUUACGUUAAGUAUCAGUUUUUUUUCUACGUUUAACAAAUUUCGRGCGCUUUGAACUAGAAGUAUAAUGAAGAGGCUGUCCUUGAUCUUCGCGUUGUUGUUCCUCCUUAUGGGGCAAGUCGAUACGUCCUGGCUGUGGAUGGGGGUCGCUUCUCUCGGGACCAAGAGCUCUUCUGUAGUUUCAAGUUGUAGUCGUGUGCCAGGACUUUCGUCACRGCAACGUAAGAUGUGUAUCUUGAAACCUGACGUGAUUCCGAGUGUAAGCGAAGGUGCCAAGAUUGCCAUUGAAGAAUGCAAGCAACAGUUUAAUCAUGAACGAUGGAACUGUUCAACAUCAAAUGAUGCAACGGUAUUUGGACGUUUGCUUGAUAUAGGGAGCAAAGAGACAGCGUUCGUGCACGCGAUAACAUCCGCUGGGGUCGUCCACGCAGUCAGCAAGUCUUGUAGCCGAGGAAACCUCACAGAGUGUACUUGUAACUCCAUAAAAAAGAAGAACUCUCCUGCACGCGGCUGGAAAGAAGCAGGGUGUCGCGAUAAUGUAAAGUAUGCCAUAUGGCUGUCACAGACCUUCGUCGAUGCUCCUGAUAAAAAUGAUCGUCGAGCGCGUUCCAUAAGCAGGGAACGAGCAAUGAUGAAUCUGCAUAACAACCAGGCAGGUCGCCAGGCCGUUGUGACCCUUAUGAAACCACAGUGUCGUUGCCAUGGUGUUUCCAGCUCCUGCGCCGUCAAAACCUGCUGGGACUCUGUGCCAAACUUCGAAGAAGUUGGGUCCUACCUUAAAGACAAAUACCUCARCGCUAUCCCCGUCGUGUACGUCCGAAGAAAAAAGAAACUUCGAAGGCAAGACCGCAAGAAGUGGAAAGUCCAUGUCCCUGACACUUCACUGAUAUAUCUACAAUCUUCUCCGAACUACUGCGUGCGGAACGCUCGGCUUGGAAUCGUCGGUACCUCGGGUCGAGAAUGUAAGAAGGAUUCCRAUGGUCGUGACAGGUGCGAGAAUUUGUGUUGCGGAGGUGGCUAUAACACGCGGACCAUCCGAGARACUCGCCAAUGCGCUUGUAAGUUUAUCUGGUGUUGUAAAGUCAAAUGCAAGGUGUGCGAGAGCAUUAAGGACCAGUAUACCUGCAAAUGACGAAACUGAGCAUGCGCGAGUGGUAUACUAAAACAGCUCGUGUGAAUAAGAUUCUGACUAAUUUAGUACGAUAGCUAACAAGUUAAGUCCUAGACCAAAAAAACAUMUUAUUAUUGGUUGAAAAGCUCUUUUUAGCUAAAGACCCUGCAACCAUGUUGGUUGAAAUAAAAUGAUUAACAACGUUGAACUAUCAACAGCGACAAUCUAAAUGAUCGCACAUACGGUUCAACCAAGAUGGAGGCGGCGAUGACGUCACUGGUUACCACAGCAACAUGUUUUGUACUUCGGUCUUGAGUGCGUUUCGACAAGUUAGGUUCCUACAUGUGAAGUUUUUAGUAGAAACGCUAUUUUGAAAAACGAACGGUGUUUGCAUGGAUUUUCGGCUGUGAUUAGAAAUCUGCUACUCGCUAACUGAAUGAAAAAAUAAUGAUGAAAAAUCAGUGAGCAUGAAUGACGUAAUGUCUUUCAYAUAGCACCGCUGACCCAGGAUCGCAGACGCUGACAGGAGUUUAGAAUUUCACAGUUCAUAGGAUAGCUGGUUAACAGGAUAAUGUAAACACUUAAUAUUAAGCAAAUAUAUAUAAAUAUCUAUUUAAUAUGAUAAAAUCAAAAUUUCGUGACCUGCUUAUAUUUUUUUUCAAACGU
Messenger RNA from Actinia tenebrosa (Australian red waratah sea anemone), 2118 nucleotides. RefSeq names its product protein Wnt-16. The record is from RefSeq and is a predicted model, not a curated record. Lineage: Eukaryota; Metazoa; Cnidaria; Anthozoa; Actiniaria; Actiniidae. Gene Ontology annotation, cellular component: extracellular region. Gene Ontology annotation, biological process: canonical Wnt signaling pathway; multicellular organism development; cell fate commitment. Gene Ontology annotation, molecular function: frizzled binding; cytokine activity.